CGCGGAAUAUCGUGAUUCUGAUUACGGUCACGAAUUAAUCUCAGUAGGUUUUCAAAGAAGUUUCAAAAAAUUGUAAAACCUGGUUAUUGAGCUAAAUAGGACUAGAGUGGCGGAGCUCUCAGCGUCACUGCCUCCAUGCCGCCUAAGAGAGAGAAAAACGACGCCGAUGUCGUUACCAUUGACAGUAGCGACGACGAAAAUGGCGCGGUUCCUGCAACAAGCAAUGCGGCUUUCAAUAAGACUCCAUCAGAGGCGGGGCCACAACCACAUGUUCAACGACUGAACAACUUUGAAUCAAAUCCGGUAUCCUUGGUCCCUGACAAUCUUAUGUCCCGUAGUUUCUGGAAAGCUGGGGACUACGUUGUUGGCCCAACUGUGAAGCCACCUCCCGUUCAAGAUUACUUGGAGCUUGCCCGCGUUCAUCCCAAGUUUCUUCAUUCUAACGCAACCUCUCACAAGUGGGCUUUUGGGGCAAUUGCUGAGCUUAUGGAUAAUGCCGUUGAUGAGAUUCAAAGUGGUGCCACCUUUGUAAAGAUUGAUAAGCUUGAUAUGAAGGAUAACUCACCAGCAUUACUUAUCCUAGAUGAUGGUGGUGGGAUGGAUCCUGAAUCAUUACGGAAAUGCAUGAGCUUGGGUUAUUCAUCGAAGAAAUCCAAGACAACUAUUGGACAAUAUGGCAAUGGAUUCAAGACCAGCACUAUGAGACUAGGUGCAGAUGUCAUUGUUUUUAGUCGUGCUAUGCGAUCAAGUCAGAAAACACAAAGUGUGGGUCUGCUAUCCUAUACCUUUUUGAGGAAAACAGGGCAAGAUCAUGUUAUCGUUCCAAUGAUAGAUUUUGACAUAUCUGGCCACUGGGCUGAGCCAAUUAUUUAUAGCUCGGAGGAAGAUUGGAAGGCCAACUUGAAAACAAUCCUUGAUUGGUCUCCAUUUGCAUCAAAGGAGGAACUAAUGCUUCAGUUUGAGGAUAUUGGUUCUCACGGGACGAAAGUUAUAAUAUACAAUCUAUGGUUGAAUGAUGAAGGGAUAUAUGAAUUAAGUUUUGAUGAUGAUGUUGAGGAUAUUAGGCUGAGGGAUGAGGUGAAUCGUGGAGACAUGAAAAAGUUGAACAAAAAAACUGUUCAUCUUCAGUCACAUAUUUCCUAUCGCUUCCGUUAUUCAUUAAGGGCUUAUGCUUCAAUUUUGUACCUCAGAAAAUUUCCCAACUUCAAAAUCAUACUAAGGGGACGACCUGUGGAACAGUUUGACAUUGUAGAUGAGCUGAAACAUUCACAAGUAGUUACAUAUAAGCCCAAUCUAGGCGUGGCAUCAAAGGAGGUUACAGUGAUGACGACCAUUGGUUUCGUAAAGGAAGCUCCUUCUCUUAAUGUUUCUGGAUUUAAUGUGUACCAUAAAAAUCGUCUAAUCAAGCCUUUUUGGAAAGUAACAGGAGAUGGUUCAUCGAAAGGGAAUGGUGUUAUUGGAGCUCUCGAAGUUAAUUUUAUAGAACCAGCCCAUGACAAGCAGGAUUUUGAGGGAUCACCUGUGUUUGUUAGGCUGGAAUCCAGGCUGAAACAAAUGACAAUGGAAUACUGGAAAGGUCACUGUCACUUGGUUGGGUAUCAGCCCCCAAAUUUCAAGUCACAUAAUGCCACACACGGAAGCAAAGUUCAACAUUCAACUGGACAUUUAAGUAAAUCUCAGGAUAAGUUGCUUGCUGUUCAAAAAGAUAUUGAUGUAGCAAAGCGUCAAGAGGAUACUAGUUUAAAUCAGUUCAUCGUGGGUCUUCCAGCAAAUGAUGAGCAGUAUUUACAGGAGCAGCAUGUUGUAGGAACGCCACGGCCCCAGUCCGUUGAGCAGAUCCGUGAAGAGAACCUAACUCUUUUCUGGAGGUGUGAGGAACACGCGCGUAAGGAGACUGAGCUGAAACAGAUGGUCGAGAACUUGGAAAAGGAGUUGGAGGAAGUCCAAGGGAAGUGUGCCCAACUUUCUUCGGUCCUGGAGGCUAAGAGGAAGCAGAAGAAGAAAAUGGAACUGAAGAAAAUUUGACGAACUGUUUGAGCAAUGAUUGACUUUGAUGGAUGACUGAGUUGCUGAUAAAUCUGGGCUGAAAGUCGCUUGUUUGAUCUUCGAAGGUUCAGCUUUUUGAUGAUCUUUUUUAUCGGGGGGGACUGGUCAGUGAUCGAAAUUUCUUUGGAUUCCGUUUUUGUUUUGUGAUGCCAUUAUGUUUCGCGCUUACUAGACUAACGCUAAUGCGGCCAAUUACCCCAUUGCGCUUCACCAAUACCAGAAAUUGUGUAAACGGAGAGGAAUAUCUCUACUAAUUUCUCUUUUCAUUUUUCUCGUCAUCUA
This is a messenger RNA of Neltuma alba, 2328 nucleotides long. RefSeq names its product protein MICRORCHIDIA 2. The record is from RefSeq and is a predicted model, not a curated record. Gene Ontology annotation, cellular component: nucleus. Bases 136 to 2025 code for a protein of 629 amino acids. NCBI's taxonomy places the organism in Eukaryota, Viridiplantae, Streptophyta, Magnoliopsida, Fabales, Fabaceae. Gene Ontology annotation, molecular function: ATP hydrolysis activity. The transcript is spliced from 18 exons.